This is a messenger RNA of Clupea harengus (Atlantic herring), 1663 nucleotides long. It is a transcript of the gene tmem158, whose product is annotated as transmembrane protein 158. NCBI's taxonomy places the organism in Eukaryota, Metazoa, Chordata, Actinopteri, Clupeiformes, Clupeidae. The record is from RefSeq and is a predicted model, not a curated record.
UGCUUAGUACAGGUGGCGCUCGACACUCGCUCUCACCCACCUGAGUAGGCGAGCGCCAGCAGUCUGCUGCGCGCAACAUCGCCACCCAUUCCAAAGUAACCAACCGCCUGGCAGGAAGCCAGCUGUUCAGUCGAGAAAAAGAAGGAAGGGGCGUCGGUGUAUCGCGGACAGCUGACGUUCCCAUUUUGAGCGGACUAUAGGUAAACCAAGAACUCUUACAACAGUAAAGGCUCAGAUUCUCUGAAUUAAUGUCCUGGGUUACGCGCUUGACCAGUCACCCCCCCUCGCCGACUGUCGCUUUAAACUCAUCAUUAGUUGCCUUUUUCCCCGCCGCGCACCAUGCGAGGGGAGUCGCACCCUGUGCCAUGCUGAACAACUCCCUGAAUGUUCUGCUGGCGCUGAGCUGUGUCGCCGUACUACUCCAGUUUUCCAACGGCUGGAGUGACGAGGAUCUUCUACUCCCUCCUGUCAACUCCACUAACAGAUUUUUGGCGAACUUGGGGGUGGACGUGCGUUACGCCAAACGAUCUGUGGAAGAGACAGAAGCCUCCUCGGAGACUUCGCCCCAGCUGCUGCCUCAGUGUAACGUCAGCGUACAAAGGCUUUUCCCCACUUCACUCGUGGCACGGUGGGGUAGCAAUUUUGGGUUCCAGUGUGAUGUACUUAUUUACACCACCAACAACCACGGCAGGGCGUUUUUCUCUGCUGCUUUCAACCGCGCCAUCUCACCUGUUGUCAUCGAACACAUUGGAGUUACCGGAGGACAGCAGGAAUUCCGACUGUGUGUUGGAUGUGGCAUGGCGAGAUAUAGGAGGUUUGGGCAGGGAAAUUCGAGAGGGCAGCAAACGGGCGACCCCAUCAACUUUUGCUGUAUAGACUUCGGCCUCGAAGAACUGAAGGGGGAUAAGAGUUGGAGGUUAAACCGCAAACCCAUCGAGUCAACCCUCGUUGCCUGUUUCAUGACAUUAGUUAUUAUAGUGUGGAGCGUUGCCGCCCUCAUAUGGCCAGUGCCUAUUAUUGCAGGAUUUCUACCCAACGGAAUGGAACAGAGGCGCUCAAGAUAGGAGAGAGGAAUACAAUAGUCUGGCCAACGUCGGAAAAUAUCAUCCUUUAGCCCCACCGAUUGAUUUGACAAAUGUGGUAGUUUUUCCAAACAUGUGGUAUACUUUUGAUCAAAAAGUGUUUGCUGUGUUUCCAAGUUAGUAAAAGCUGUUACUUUGUUGCUGUUCGCAGUUCCGUUUGUAUAGCCUAUUAUGGUCUAUUUUGAUUCGGAUUUAUUUUAUAAAUCUACAUUUCUUAGAAUUAUCAUUAUGUGAUAUUCAGCUGUCACUAUAAUGUUUGUAUCGUUUUUAUAUAUUUGUAGAAUUUUUGCUUAUGAAUAUAGCGUUUAAAUAUAUAAAGGCAUACUUUGUCUCAGAUAAUGUAUUUUGAGAUGCUCUGCAUGUGGGUUCUAUAUAUGGGCAAUAUUUUUCUUCCUUCAUGUUACUGAGACUGCUAGGUUUUGUAUCUGUGAGAUAGCCAUAAAUAUUUAACAUUGACCUUGGUGUUUUCCACCAUUUACACUGGUCAGAUGAACAGAAUUGAGAUUUAAGAGAAUUAACAGGACAUUUAUUUGUAAUCAUUUGUAUGAAAUUGAGAUAAAAAUAAAAGUUACUGUAUGUCA